This is a messenger RNA of Hippocampus comes (tiger tail seahorse), 1400 nucleotides long. RefSeq names its product purpurin-like. Lineage: Eukaryota; Metazoa; Chordata; Actinopteri; Syngnathiformes; Syngnathidae. The transcript has 6 exons. The record is from RefSeq and is a predicted model, not a curated record. The coding region runs from base 609 to 1196 and encodes 195 amino acids. Gene Ontology annotation, molecular function: retinol transmembrane transporter activity; retinoid binding.
CCCUCUGAAGGAAACCAUAAAUGUGGUGUGGUCAACACGGAAAAUGGAUUUGACACCCCUGAUUGAGCAAACACAUAAAACCCCGAAAAGAAAACACACGUAGCGCAUUUACAAACUCCACAAAGGAAGGCAAAGAUUCAAACUUUGUAGCUGUGAGCCAGACGCGCUGACCACCAUCAUGCUGCCUGAACGAAACUGUGAAUAUGUCGUCCAAGUGUAAACAAAUCAAAAGUGUGCCGGUGCUGUUUUUUUUUUUUUUGUCCCCAAUAAAUUUCACAUAAAUGUUUUUAAUGCAGCCACGGACGUGGCCUGAGGAUCGGACGAAUGCUCAGGCCAACCCAGCACACCAAUCAUUAUGUAUGUUAUUAUGUAGCUCUGCAAACAAUUACAUAAAGCCCAUACACUGCUGAAUGCAAGCACUCAGCAGCUUACGGCGGGGGAUUUGGUUAAAUGGAUUAAGGGUAGAUUUAAAUUCUGUAUUUAGGUUCAAGACAUGAAAAUAAACUGAGAGUCAGGUGUGUUUCAGGUAUAAAAACUGCAAUGCCGACUUGUCGCUCACAACUCUGAAUUGGACCUUCCUGCUUCAUCUUGCCGCUCCCCCUACAAGAAUGGACUUCCAAAUGUUUGCCGUGGUCAUGCUGCUUCUGGCCAGCGUGGAGCAGAGCAUGGCCAGCUGCGUGGUGGACAGCUUCACCGUCAAACAGGACUUUGACCCCAAAAGAUAUGCAGGCAAGUGGUAUGCCUUGCAGAAGAAGGAUCCUGAGGGUUUGUUCCUUCAGGACAACAUCUCUGCUGAGUACACUGUUGGAGACGAUGGCGCUAUGGUGGCCUCCUCCAGGGGCAGAGUCACUCUGUUUGGGUUCUGGGUGGUGUGCGCUGACAUGGCCGCUCAGUAUUCUGUGCCAGACCCUGAAAGCCCAGGCAAGAUGUUCAUGAACUACCAGGGAUUGGCCAGCUAUUUGUCCAGUGGAGGUGACAACUACUGGAUCAUUGACACCGACUACGAUAACUACGCCAUCACCUACGCCUGCCGCAGCCUGAAGGAGGACGGAAGUUGCGAGGACGGCUACGCCUUGGUCUUCUCCCGCAACCCCCGCGGCCUCCCACCUCCUAUCCAGAGAGUCGUGCGCCAAAAACAGGAGGAAAUCUGCAUGGCGGGUCAAUUCCAGCCUGUGCUGCAGUCCGGAGCUUGCUAAACAUGUCGCAAUCAGCAGCUGGAGAAAAAGAACUUCAUGAGUCAUCGUGGUGGGCAUGAAAUCAAUACACCAUUAAAGCUAACCCAAGAUACAAGAAGAAUCCUGUCUUGUGUAAAAUUGUCAUCAUUGUUUCCGUUGUCAUGGCAGAACGCCGCAAUGUAAUAUAAUGCAGUUGCCAAGAUAAAGAGAGAGAAAAAAAACGUC